AUGGAUUUGAAUGAAAAAGAGACUGAUGAUUCUGACCAGACUAAAUGCACCUCCGACAUGAGUGGUGAUGAUAUAGGGUCUGAAAUGAGUUGUGGGGAUGAUGAUGAUGAUGUCGUUUAUGACGACGACAGUUAUGAUAUGAGUGUUACUGAUGGCGAUUUAGAGACGAUGAACCAUUCUGAAGCCAGUUAUCGCGGCCGUCAAUAUGCCUAUGAUGAUUAUGCUAGGACGACGUUUUGGCAGAGGUAUCAGUGUUUUUCUGCAUCUUCGCAUGCACAAGUUGAGAGUAGUGAUAAAGUUAUACUGCCUGCCUCAGCCCUUGACGUCCUCACGUCUCUUCAGAUUGAUUAUCCCAUGGUGUUCGAGUUCCAGCCAUAUUAUUUUGAUGCUGAAAAGUAUGUCGAGACUGAGAGAGUUCGUGUUUCUCAUUGUGGAGUUUGGGAGUUCACUGCAGAUGAAGGAAUUGUCUACAUGCCUAGCUGGAUGAUGGAGAAUAUGCACUUGAGAGAGGGAGACCUUCUGCUGCUGCAAAACAAGACCCUUCCGAAAGGUACCCAUGUUAAGCUGCAGCCCCAUACAAAGGACUUCUUGGACAUCCCAGACCCAAAAGCUAUGUUGGAGGAAGCACUCGGGACGUUUUCAUGUUUAACAACUGGGGAUACUAUUGUGUUACCUUAUGGGAACAAGAAGUAUCAUAUGGAUAUUAUUGAAACAAAGCCUUCCGUUGCAAUAGGCAUUAUAGACACAGAUUGUGAGGUUGACUUUGCACCUCCUCUCGACUAUAAGGAACCUGAGAAGCCUGUUGCUGCAUCAGUUCAUUUGAGCAAGGAAGCAGCAGGUCAAGUUGAGGAACCCAAGUUCAGGGCUUUUAAGGGAACUGGGAGGCGUUUGGAUGGCAAGCCUCUGCAGUAUGAACCAGCAUUAGAUUCUUGCUCACUGGCGAAUGGAAAUGCACAACCAUCGAGUUCACAAGCUACUAGUCAGACUCAGGGAAAGCUUAUCUUUGGCACAGGUGCCCCCCCUACUAGUGCUUCAAAGGUAGCUUCAAAAGAGGUCAAACAACACCAGCAGCUCCAAGAAAAAAAACAGCCAAAGUUCCUAGCUUUUACUGGGAAAACAUACUCCCUAACUUGA
Molecule: messenger RNA, 1134 nt
Organism: Argentina anserina (silverweed cinquefoil)
Lineage: Eukaryota; Viridiplantae; Streptophyta; Magnoliopsida; Rosales; Rosaceae
Exons: 1
Coding region: 1-1134 (377 amino acids)
Cellular component (GO): VCP-NPL4-UFD1 AAA ATPase complex
Molecular function (GO): polyubiquitin modification-dependent protein binding
Source: RefSeq, a predicted model, not a curated record